Molecule: messenger RNA, 4875 nt
Organism: Aspergillus fischeri NRRL 181
Lineage: Eukaryota; Fungi; Ascomycota; Eurotiomycetes; Eurotiales; Aspergillaceae
Product: RHS Repeat protein
Exons: 1
Coding region: 1-4875 (1624 amino acids)
Source: RefSeq, a predicted model, not a curated record
AUGUCUGCCUCUCAGAACUCGUUAUAUUCCCAGGGAUUCAAUUUUGGGUCCUUUCUACAGAAGGGCGUGGACCCGCGAACUGGUCAAUAUACCUGCUCCAUUGACCUUUAUCAAUCGCCUUCUGAGUCUCGCAACUGCCCACCCUUCAAGCUCUCGCUCAGCUACAGUCCACUUAGUACCGAGAAUGUGGGCUUAGGCAGGGGCUGGUCUCUCAACCUUUCGUCAUAUAGAGAUAAAACCCUCCGUCUCUUCACCGGGGAGAGCUUCAAAGUCAUCGAGACCAGUCAAGAAUUUACCGUAUUGGAUCAGAAGUUGAGGAACUUCCAUGCCACGAAGGUCAAUAAUGACUAUGAAGUUGUGCAUAAAUCCGGAGAUGUCGAGAUUCUCUCGCAUUUCGAAGAUCUGUAUGACCGAUCGGUUCCCAUCGCACUGUACGCCCCUACCGGUCGCUCGCUGCAGUUUGAGUGGGAGCCCAAAGGAGUACAACCUCGACUCAGGAAGGUCUGCGAUGGCAACGAGUGUCUGCUAGAGAUUACGUAUGACGAUGCUGAGGUGAAGGUUACUCGUGCACCAGAUACUGUCGAAGCCAGUACCUUCACCCUUCUUCUGUCCCAUGAUCGGUUGACCGAGAUCCAUACCCCCUUGGACAGCACGCGGCCCUGGAAAUUCGCGUAUGAGUUCAUGAAUCAGUUCGCCUGCCUGAACGAGAUUACCAGUCCAACUGGCCUUUACGAAAGGAUCAACUACAAAGAGGAUGGCCAUUCCCUGCCGAGAAAUGCACCUUAUCCAACAAUCCCUUAUGUUAUUUCUCACUUAGUGGACCCCGGGCUACCGCAGGCGCAAACUGAGACACACUUUUCAUACUCGGACUAUAAUUUCCUAGGAUAUGGCGGCACCCGCGAUUGGAGCAGCGAUGGCGAUAACUUGUAUCUGUCCGCGAGUAAUUAUCAGUACAUUUCGACUGUGCAGAUCGUGGGUGGGUCAAUGACGGAGUAUACAUAUAACAAAUACCACCUCCCUGUCUCGAUCAAGGAGCAGACCGGGACCAAAACGAAAACACAAACCUUCACCUACUAUGCAGACCUGUACGCUGGCUUUGAUGAGCAAGUAGAACAAUACCAGCUGCCCAAGAGUGAGACCACAACCUACUGCGAUAAUGUGACCAAGAAGUCUCGCCAGGAAACUACCAGUUACGUCUUUGAUAUAUGGGGUAAUCCCACUCAGGAAGUCCAAUCGAACGGCAUCACGAUCAACCGUACUUAUUAUCCACCCGACGAAGCAAGGGACACCACUACAAAUGAGAUUCUUUGCCCAGAGGACCCUCAUGGCUUCCAGCGGCAUCUGAGGACAGAGACUGUGAUCCCAGGGCCAAGCAGUUACUCAACGCCGACACGCAGCCAGCAUUAUACAUAUCUCGGGAUCAAUACGGCCAGCGGUGCCAAGGCUAGCCGUUUUAUCGCAGUUAAGACGCUGGUCAGUUUUGAGGGAUCCACGACCCUAAACACCACCGAAUACGAGUACUUCAGCCAGCCAUCCUCCAGGGACCACUGCCGGAUAAAGCGCCAAGCUACCUGGAUGUCGGACGACCACCCUUCGACGCAGGAUUGGAGCUAUGAGUAUCCAGUCCGCGGACAGAUGGAACAGACCAUCACUACAACCAGUUGGGAUGGUGUCACUGUCCAGGAAAAGGCCAAUUAUUCCCUCUCUACCGGGUCCGUGCUAGCCCGCAGAGACCAAGCCGGCAUUCAAGACCGGUUCGAGUACGACAAGCUUGGCCGUAUGGUCAGAGCUACCACCGCGGUUGGUACCCCGCAGGAAAGUACACGCCACCACGAAUACACGCUCAAGGAGGACUUCGAAGCUUAUUUGACCGUCACGGACUCUAAAGGUGUCCAGACACACUACUACAUCGAUGGCUUAGAGCGAGUAACCAGGGUGGAGAAGCAAGACGACGAUGUUUCCUGGAGUCCCGGUACGCCUUACACGGGGACCUUUCGCCCGGUGCAGGAAAACACGUAUAACGCUCUGGGCCAGCGCACCGAAACCGUCGAGAUCGACUGGUUGCGAAGAAAAGGUGCAUCACCAACAGAACAGCGUAGUGUCCAAACGACGCAGUAUGACGACUGGGGAGAGGUCUGGCGAACGACUGAUAGCAGUGGCACGGUGACUAUGUCACUGGACGAUCCGAUCAGCUUGACACGAACGGAAGGCUUGGAGGGCGAAGGUCAGAACAAGACAUACUUGAACUCUUUCGGCUUGCCCACCAAGAUGGAGCUAUUAACCAAGGACGGUGUAGUGCUAAGCAAGGUGGAGUAUUUUUACGAUGGCCUCGGCCGUCUGGUUGAAGAAGAAGAUGCCUGUGGCCGCGUCACAAAGUACACACCUGACCCGUUUGACCGCAUCACUGAAACAACGUGGUCUAGCGGCCGUGUGAUUAGUGCUGAAUUUUCAGCCAAGAGCGCCGCGCUACUACCUGUCUCUAUUACUACAAAUGGCCUCACCGUGGGAGAGCAAUCCUUUGAUGGCCUGAACCGAGUAACCAAGAGGAUUGUUGGCACACGAACCGUAGAUCAAACCUACGAAGGAAGCUCUCCGGAGCCAAAGCAGAUGACUACGCAAAAGGGCGAUCAAACGAACUUCACCUAUGACCCGAACCUGGGCUAUUCCCUCACAUCUCGCACCGGCAGUGGAAGCGAGGAUAAAUAUCAAUAUGACGAGCGGACCGGGGCACCGGUACUUCUCGAGUCUACUCACAGCACGCACAACCUCCAGUACCUCCCCUCGGGUCUCUUGGACAAAGAGACCAUUCGCAUUCAUGGAGAAGAGCUUUGUGCACAAUUCACUUACUCCAUGGCCGGGAAAUUACAAGGCUACGUUAAUGUGCACAACCAGGAAUAUGAAGCCCAAUAUGACACCCACGGACGAGUCAACCAACUACUGCAGGGCACGCUGAAGGCCUCCUUUGCCUAUGACAAGACGAACAGAGUGACGCAGACGCAGGUCCAGGAUGAGCAGCGUAAUACUGGGUUCGCGACUGAUUUGACUCAUGAUGAGUUCGGCCGGGAAAUCGGUAGAACGAUUCUGAAAGCAGGGGAAAAGCUCUACCAGCUGGAACAGUCUUACAACGAGAGCAGCUUACUUAAGGAGCGUCAUCAGCGUGACGGUGAUGACAAUGUGUUACGCUCUGAGACCUUUGAAUAUGAUGACCUUAACCGUCUCACUGGCUAUACAUGCGAGGGUAGUGAUGCGCCUACAGAUGAGAAAGGCCGCCGGAUUAAGAGCCAGAACUUCAAGUUUGACGAGUUUGACAAUGUCUGCGAGGUGUCCACUACCUUUCAAGACGAGAGCCAAAAUAUUGCCAAGUAUACACGAAGCGAAACAGACCCGACUCAGUUGGCCACGAUCACAAACACCCAUGCCAGCUCUGCUGCACAUGUCGAGCUGGUAUAUGAUGAUAAUGGCUGUUUAAUCCAAGAUGAAGAGGGCCGUAAGUUGGAUUACGACAGCAUGAGCCGCUUGAUCGCGGUCCGCGAUGCAGAUGACAAUGACAAGAUCCUAAGUCAAUACGAGUACGAUGCCGUCGGAAGGCUGAUCUGUCAAAAAGUUCCUGACCAGCCUGAUACCUGGUUCUUUUACCGUGGGGACAAGCUGAUUGCGGUCAAAGCGGGAGACCGUCAGGUAAGCUACCUAGCGGACGACGAAGGGUAUUGGGGACAACUUGUCAAGGAAGGUGCAAACAUAUCAAGCCAGGUCUUUGCUUCGGAGGGCCACCAGUCUGUACUUGCUUGGCUAGAUACGGACCAGCCAGGUAAGAUCAAUUGCCAGCAGUAUACACCAUAUGGGUUCGGCGCUACGGGAUCAUCUAUCGGCUUCAAUGGACAAUGGCGUGACCCAGUCACUGGUUGGUACCACCUAGGCAACGGGUAUCGCGUCUACAGCCCAGUUCUCAUGCGCUUCCACCAGCCUGACCCGUGGAGCCCUUUCACCUCCGGCGAGAUAAAUCCGUACGCCUACUGUUUGGGCGACCCGAUCAACCGCGUCGACCCCAGUGGGCAUUUCAGUUUGUUUGGCAUCAAGUUCGGUUGGAAGGAUUUGAUCACCGCCAUUGCAGGAAUAGCAGCCAGCGUUGUUCUCGGAGUUCUCACGGGUGGUGCGUCUCUGGCAGUCCAGAUCGGCGUGAGUGUCGCGGUUGGCAUUGUUACCGAGGUUGCAACGGGAAUGAUUGGAGACGCGUUGGAUGGGAACCAGAUCACCUGGAAAAGUGUCGGCAUGGAUGCACUUGGCGGGGCAUUGGGUGGUCUCACCGGAAAGGCUGGUAAACAGGGUUUGAAGCAGGGAUUCAAAGUCGCUAAGACGGGGGUUAAAACCGCCCUUGGCCGUGCUGGCAAAGCGACAAUCACCAAGGUAGGCAAAGGGUCGGCAGAAAGGCUUACGAAGAAAACCGUCAAGAAGAUCUUCGUGAAUGCAAUGAAAAGUGAGGCCAAGCGCUUUGGAAAGGGCAAGGCAAAGGAGGGCGCAAUGAACCUGCUUACAUCAGGAGACACGGACGAUCAGUCGGACCAGGUACCUUCUUCUGCGGCCAGAGACAACAUUCGGCCUGUUCUCAAAGAUGGCGAGUACGCCUUUAGUGAUCUUAACUUGCAGCAGCCCGGCUUGUCGUCUCUGUCCAGCUACGGUGCAGGGCAGUCGCUAGCGGACUUGCUGAAUAGAGAUAACCGAUAUGGCUUUUUGUCAAUGGGUCCGUCGCAGGAUGGCCAAGAGAGAGGUGAUGCGCUGGGCGCAUUUGAGCAGGCGAAAAAUGUUUAUUCUUCAGUCAGAAGGACGAUACGGGCACCACAUUGGCCGUUUGGCUUCGAGGGUCUACCUGAGCUGUGA